CGACGCGAUACUCAACAGGCUGGCCAUUCAUCACACGUAUUUCUGCAGGGAUAACCUCUCACUGCAUCAAGGACACUGGAACUACCUGACUUGACACCAUUUCAACCAUUUCGACCUUGGAAGACAGUGUGGCGUUGGGACUAGUGACCUCAUCGGUUUCACUUUUCACAUCCAACAUUUGAACCCACCUCCGAUGAUAACCAGCGCUCCCUCGCCCGAAGCACAGCCAGGAUGCCGGUCAAGCCACCGGUGAGAUGGACGUCCCGCUCACUAACGGUGAUGUUCCUCCCGGAGAUGUUCCGCAAAGCCAGGAACUUCGCCGAGGCGAUCGGCCCCAUAAAGGAGAAGGUGCCCGUGGACGCGGACCUGAACCACUACUUCAUCAAGAGGAAGCAGGAGAAGAUGACAAAGGCGAUAUGCAGGGAGUACAAGCUGAACGUUGAGAAGCCCCCUGAGACCCCGAAGGGGUACAUAUGGAGCGUCGCCACCGGCGAGUGGGUUGCGCCACACCGUCUCAAGCUCGACACCUUCUUCCCGUUUGCCCUCGGGCCCAUGGUGGCGUUUGCGGUCUCGGCUCGCAUCUCCUUCCGGGAACAUUACAAUGGGUUGUUGCUGCCACCGUCGAUCUGGGCGGCUUACAACAAUUGGAAGCUCGCCAUCGCCCCUCAGAAGGAGCACCUCUACGAGAAGACACCCAAGGCCUACCAGUUCAGGGUCCUGGACAAGGGGCCAGAGAUCCUCAAGCCGGUGUACCCAGACUCGCAGCUGAAAGUAGAGGACCUCGACCGGAAGCCGCUCCAGCUGAGGAGCACGAGGAGCGCCACCACGCCGAACCCCCACUCCCUCUACUUCCAGAGCUGCUGCGCCGUGUGGAAGCUGACGCACCUGGAGCAGCCGGACCGGAGCCCCGAGGAGUUCUGGGAGCGGUUCCAGUACAAGAUGGACGGCCUGUGGGGCACCCUGGGGGACCGGAAACGGGUCCUGGACAUAUUCAAGCCCCCGGAGCUGCUGACGGCGCAGGAGAACGAUGAGAGAGCGGCGGAGGCGGCAGCGGUGAUUGCGUCUCCGCCGGAGGAGCCACCCCUCGAGGAUGAGCCAUCCUUCGAGGAUGUUCUAGACAAAGCUUCUGCUCAUACGGACAUCACUAGCAAGAAAGCCAUAUUUUAAUGAUAUUGACCACCAAGGUAAUGCUGUCGCCGGCCUUUCCUCCGUAUACCGGAUGACUCUUGUGCCAGGCAUAGUUGUCAUCUAUUGAAACCCUGUAAAAGAUUUUAGCAUCACAUGCGAUUAGUUUCCGGCCCUUCAAUUACUUGUUAGCUUCUCCCUUAGACUCAUUUUAUGAACCAGUGAUUGGG
Molecule: messenger RNA, 1355 nt
Organism: Diaporthe batatas
Lineage: Eukaryota; Fungi; Ascomycota; Sordariomycetes; Diaporthales; Diaporthaceae
Exons: 2
Coding region: 232-1167 (311 amino acids)
Source: RefSeq, a predicted model, not a curated record